UUCUUGAACAGCCAGCCAGCAGCAGCAGCAGCAGCAGCAGUCAACUCUCUCUGUCCUCUCUCUCAUUCUCUUAAGUUUUCUGGCUUCAGACCCUGAAACUCCCCGACAAAGGGGACGAUGAAAAUGAUGAGGGAGAAGAUCAAGAUCAAGAAGAUUGACAACUUGCCUGCAAGGCAAGUGACCUUCUCAAAGAGGAGGAGAGGGAUCUUCAAGAAAGCUGCAGAGUUAUCUGUUCUGUGUGAAUCUGAGGUGGCAGUUGUCAUCUUUUCUGCUACUGGCAAGCUUUUUGAUUAUUCAAGCUCAAGUAUGAAGGAUGUUAUUGAAAGGUAUCAAGCGCACAUAAAUGGUGCUGAAAAAUUUGACAACCCGUCUAUUGAGUUGCAGCCAGAGAAAGAAAACCACAUCAGAUUGAGCAAGGAACUUGAGGAGAAGAGCCGCCAGCUGAGGCAGAUGAAAGGAGAGGAUCUUGAAGAGCUGAAUUUUGAUGAGUUGCAGAAGUUAGAACAACUGGUGGAUGCAAGCCUUGGCCGUGUGAUUGAAACUAAGGAGGAACUGAUUAUGAGUGAGAUUAUGGCACUUGAAAGAAAGAGAGCUGAGCUUGUAGAAGCCAACAAACAGCUAAGGCAGAGGGUAAGCAACUACUACAAUCAUAUGCUAUCCAGAGGAAAUAUUGGACCUGCGCUUAUGGAGCCGGAGAGGUUGAAUAAUAAUAUUGGUGGUGGAGGAGAAGAAGAAGGCAUGUCAUCUGAAUCUGCUACCUCCACCACCUGCAACAGUGCUCCCAGUCUCUCUCUUGAAGAUGACUCCGACGACGUCACUUUAUCUCUCAAACUGGGGCUUCCAUAAUUUCUCUGGUUAAGAAGUGGAGGGUUGUGAUUGUGUGUAAGAUAAAUAAAGAAAAUCGAGAUAUUGUAAGAUAUCAAUGAUUGUGUGUGUGUCUUAACUCGAUACAAGAUUGAAAAAUAUUGAGGGGAAAGUAACUUUGUGUUGUAUCUAAACCUAUGUAUUUUAUGCAACCUGACAUAAUGCUCUUUGACUUGUAUUGUCUUUAGAACUCUGUAUCAAUGCAGCCUGCUUUGGAGACUCU
Messenger RNA from Prunus dulcis (almond), 1087 nucleotides. Its product is annotated as MADS-box protein AGL24-like. Gene Ontology annotation, cellular component: nucleus. Bases 118 to 846 code for a protein of 242 amino acids. NCBI's taxonomy places the organism in Eukaryota, Viridiplantae, Streptophyta, Magnoliopsida, Rosales, Rosaceae. Gene Ontology annotation, biological process: positive regulation of transcription by RNA polymerase II. The transcript has 9 exons. The record is from RefSeq and is a predicted model, not a curated record. Gene Ontology annotation, molecular function: RNA polymerase II cis-regulatory region sequence-specific DNA binding; protein dimerization activity; DNA-binding transcription factor activity, RNA polymerase II-specific.